Molecule: messenger RNA, 237 nt
Organism: Paramecium pentaurelia
Lineage: Eukaryota; Ciliophora; Oligohymenophorea; Peniculida; Parameciidae
Source: the annotation of a GenBank genome assembly
AUGAGUUCAAGUUACUAACAAAAACACAGAAAUCUCUUGUAAGCCUACAUAAAUGCUGUUUAAUUUGAAGAAGAAACUUAGCAGUUGUCACAAAAUAUAAAUUCAAGCUAAAAUUUCUUUGAUUAUUCUAAGAAGUAUAAUACAUCUUUAUUUAGAAUUAAAACGAUCGAUAAGUUUUUGAGGGAUCUUCAAGGCCUGAAGUAAAUGCCUUUCUAUAAAAUUGAAUAAACUAGAUGA